Messenger RNA from Pseudovirgaria hyperparasitica, 608 nucleotides. RefSeq lists its product as uncharacterized. The transcript has a single exon. The coding region runs from base 165 to 518 and encodes 117 amino acids. NCBI's taxonomy places the organism in Eukaryota, Fungi, Ascomycota, Dothideomycetes, Acrospermales, Acrospermaceae. The record is from RefSeq and is a predicted model, not a curated record.
UGUUUUGCUGCCUAUACUAUAGUACCUACAUGUGCUCUGGGGCUAUAUACUAGUGUACAUCACUAAUUAUGCUUAUCAUUAUUAUUAUUAUCAUCAUCAUUAUCAUCAUCAUUUAUGGACGCUGCUUUCUUGUUCAACCGUAAGCUUAGGUGGUGGUGCCAGUGAUGCCACUUCGGACACAGCUCCGCUCGGCGUUGUCUUACAUAUUUCUAUUUCAUGUACUUACUUGCGUGUCGAGUGGCAAAAUACCAACUCAUGACUUUGAUAAUAUAACCAACAAACUUGGUGUUACACAGGUGAAGUCGAAGCCAACGAGAGUGCAGAGUAAGCCAGUGAAGGGUAAGCCAACGAAAAUGAAGGGUAAGCCGCCUCGCCUUUCUUCGCAUAAAGCCCGUUCGUCUACCCUUCAACAUUCUUUCCUCAAUCCACAAUCUUCCAAGCAAUCCAAGUCUGCUUCCCAUCAACUGAAUCUUCGAACCAAGCCUUUAACUCCGUUCCUUCGAACUAGCGCACCCUAAAACGUCCCUCGCUUUGUCCAGGUCUCCGCGUCUACUGCACAGCUUCGUCUCGCGCCCAAACCCCCACAAAAUAUUCACUCUACGAGCCCU